CCCACACCACUUCUAUAAAAUUCAAAGAGUCGCGAUCCAGUCAAGCAUUCGCACUCUGCAGCAAUGGUAGCAGGUGUUCAAGGCGCGAAAUCUCGCGCUACAGGCACAUCCAGCGACAACCAAGACAUUCCAGAUGAAGCUGAGAUGAGUGCACUGUUCGAGGCGGCCAUGCGGCAGCAACAACGCAGUGCGGAGCCCAAGGUGACGCCCGAAGAGCAGACCAGGUUCUUGUCGGCCAUGAAAGACCCCGAGUUCCGGUCUCUCUUAAACGAGUACAUGCAGGAGAUUUCAGAUCCUCGUAACCGCGAAGAAACUGAACGGUAUUUGUCCCAACUCGAGAGCGAGCAGAAGGUUCCGACCGAUAAACAAUUGAUAAAACCCACACCAGGCUUCGUGGUUAAGACCAAGUGGGAUAAUACCCACAAGAUCUUCAUUAAUGUAUGCAGCAGUGACAAGAUGCAGCCACCUUCGAGCACUCGAGUGACUUCUGGUCAACAGGGAACGUCCUGGAACUUGCCCUACUCUUUAGGACCCGAGAGACUCGAGCCAGACAAAGGAGGAGCUAGUGUACCCACUUUCGACGUGUGCUUCCAUCCAAGAGUUGUUGAAUUCUCAAUGACUAGAGCAGAUUACAGACGUAUGGUCAUUAGUACGUCUCUGGAUGCCGUUGAGCCGAUAAUGAGAGAGUCAAGACGCAAGCCAAGCGCCCUAUUAACAAGGAACUGCCAUGUUCUCAAAGGUGUGGUCUACAAGUCUGGGGUCCCUGUUACCAUGUGUUUACGGAAAGAACGAGAAGGUUCAGAGUCUUUUACAACAAAGAAGAAAACAGAGAGUCAAGGUACUAAAGAGACGAGCAAUGAUGGAGACAAGAAGAGGCCGCUUGAGACGGUAAAACGUGUGGAAAACAACGCUGAUAAAUCGGUUUUGAGCCAAUUGACGCAUGUAGAAGAGACGGAGAAGAGCUCUGCAUUGAUGAAGGAAGUGUCAAGUGUCCAGCUUGAUACAAAGCAACAGUCUGACAAGAAGAAGAUGGAGUAUCAACUUAUUUAUCGUGGAAAAUUUGAGCUUCUCCACCACAUGCAAGCAGAUCCAGACAAGAAGGUUCCUGAGGAUCGUUAUCGUCCCAAAGAGCUCGUCGUUGAGAUAAACUUCCCCCUGUCUUCAAGUGCCAAAGGUCUGGACUUGGAUGUAAGCGAGAAGAUGUUGCGUCUGUCGGCUAGCCCUAAUGUGCCUGGUAACUAUGAGCCAUUGGAGUUAACUCUCCCCUUUCCAGUGAUUGAGGAUAAGGGAAGUGCCAAGUUUGACCGCAAAAAGCACAAACUCGUAGUCACUUUACCCAUUCAACCUCCACCUAAGCUGAAGCGACAGCCGGUGUCUUUGAUCGUUCAGGAUGAUGAAGAAGAAGAGGAUUUGAGUGAGAGUGAGGUUGAGAUGCCAGAAACCACUGAAGUGCACGUGCCGAAGCCGAAGAAAGAGAGCAAUGACGAGUUCCGUAUGCUUAGAGAGACAGCAUUAAUGGUAGAAAAUGACCCACAGAUAGUGGCACACAAGCGACGAAGCCAAACCCCUGCGGUGACGGAGCCAGCGGCUAUCAAGGACGAAAUGUACGACGACUUGCCGCCACUUGAGAGCUGUGAUGAAGAAGAAGAGACCGUGACUGACUCGGUAGCUGAGAGCUCCAAGGUUGUGAUUAAACCGCCUUUCGAGACGCAUGGCACGCCGAUGUGUUUGUCCUACAUUGUGAAUGUGGCAGGGAUUGACUCGGCGAGUGUGAAACUUUCGUUUCCAUCGACGUCGUCGUUGUGUCUGGAGUUCUCUGACAAUGAGAAGAAGGUGUAUGCAUUGGAGGUUGCAGUGCUUCCAGUUGAUAUCGAUCCGUCUACUGCUGAGGUUAACGUGGCCAGUGAGAACAUGGUGGUUAUCCUUCAGAAGAACAAUGGGGUCUCAGAUGCUGACUUGGCUCAGAAAGCCAUGCAACCCGAUGCACCCGCACCACCAGCUCCAGUUACUGCGGCAAGAUUCCAGAACCAACUCCUCUAUGAGCUGGAUUAAGACUCGGACGAAUGCAAGACAAAUAUAUUCAAUCUGUACUUUAUGUACUGCAUAGACUGUAGUAUACACAUUUUAUUUUUUAUAAGCGUUACUUAGGCACUUCCAGACACCAGUCUGCCUUCCAUAG
Molecule: messenger RNA, 2179 nt
Organism: Phytophthora nicotianae INRA-310
Lineage: Eukaryota; Oomycota; Peronosporomycetes; Peronosporales; Peronosporaceae
Exons: 1
Coding region: 64-2052 (662 amino acids)
Biological process (GO): axonemal dynein complex assembly
Cellular component (GO): cytoplasm
Source: RefSeq, a predicted model, not a curated record